Messenger RNA from Jaculus jaculus (lesser Egyptian jerboa), 3418 nucleotides. RefSeq names its product heat shock protein family H (Hsp110) member 1 (gene Hsph1). Gene Ontology annotation, biological process: protein folding. Gene Ontology annotation, molecular function: ATP binding; ATP-dependent protein folding chaperone. Lineage: Eukaryota; Metazoa; Chordata; Mammalia; Rodentia; Dipodidae. The record is from RefSeq and is a predicted model, not a curated record. Bases 183 to 2759 code for a protein of 858 amino acids. The transcript has 18 exons. Gene Ontology annotation, cellular component: cytosol; nucleus.
CUCCCCUUUUGGGUCGGCAGCGGAGCGGCGGCGAGAGGCCGGCCGACACCGGGCGCAGCGUUCUCGCCGGAGCAUCCUUCCUGCCGCCAGCCCGCCCGCCGGGGAGCCGGAGACAUCUUCCGAGAUCUACCGAGCGCCCGAGCAGGCAGCGAGCGGAGCGGGGACGAGACCGUGAGCCGGCCAUGUCGGUGGUAGGGCUGGACGUGGGCUCGCAGAGCUGCUACAUCGCGGUGGCUCGGGCCGGGGGCAUCGAGACCAUCGCCAACGAGUUCAGCGACCGGUGCACCCCGUCUGUUAUAUCAUUUGGAUCAAAAAACAGAACCAUUGGGGUUGCAGCCAAAAAUCAGCAAAUUACUCAUGCUAACAAUACGGUGUCGAACUUCAAGAGGUUUCAUGGCCGAACUUUCAAUGACCCCUUCAUUCAGAAGGAAAAGCAAAACCUGAGUUACGAUUUGGUGCCAAUGAAAAAUGGUGGAGUUGGAAUAAAGGUAAUGUACAUGGAUGAGGGGCAUCUGUUCAGCGUGGAGCAGAUCACGGCCAUGCUGCUGACCAAGCUGAAGGAAACGGCUGAGCACAAUCUCAAGAAGCCAGUGACUGACUGCGUCAUUUCCGUCCCUUCCUUCUUCACAGAUGCCGAGCGGAGGUCCGUGUUAGACGCCGCGCAGAUCGUCGGCCUGAACUGCCUGAGACUCAUGAAUGACACGGCGGCAGUUGCUUUGAAUUACGGAAUUUAUAAGCAGGAUCUCCCAAGCCCAGAUGACAAGCCUCGGAUCGUAGUCUUUGUGGACAUGGGACACUCGGCUUUCCAAGUAUCUGCCUGUGCUUUUAACAAGGGGAAACUGAAGGUUCUGGGAACAGCUUUUGACCCCUUCUUAGGAGGAAAGAACUUUGAUGAAAAGCUUGUGGAGCAUUUUUGUGCAGAAUUUAAAACGAAGUACAAGUUAGAUGCAAAAUCCAAAAUUCGAGCACUCCUUCGUCUCUAUCAAGAGUGUGAAAAGUUGAAAAAGCUAAUGAGCUCCAACAGCACGGACCUGCCACUGAAUAUUGAAUGCUUCAUGAAUGACAAAGAUGUCUCGGGGAAGAUGAACAGGUCACAAUUUGAAGAACUCUGUGCUGAACUCCUGCAAAAAAUAGAAGCCCCCCUUUAUUCAUUGAUGGAACAAACUCACUUGAAGGUAGAAGACGUGAGCGCUGUUGAGAUUGUUGGAGGCGCAACACGAAUUCCAGCUGUGAAAGAGAAGAUUGCCAAGUUCUUUGGAAAAGAUGUUAGCACGACCCUGAAUGCAGAUGAAGCGGUGGCCAGAGGGUGUGCACUACAGUGUGCAAUUCUUUCUCCAGCAUUUAAAGUGAGAGAAUUUUCCGUCACAGAUGCAGUUCCUUUCUCAAUAUCUCUGGUGUGGAACCAUGAUUCAGAGGACACGGAAGGUGUUCAUGAAGUGUUUAGUCGGAACCACGCUGCUCCUUUCUCCAAAGUCCUCACCUUCUUGAGAAGAGGGCCUUUUGAGCUAGAAGCUUUCUAUUCCGAUCCUCAAGCAGUUCCCUAUCCAGAAGCCAAAAUAGGUCGCUUUGUAGUCCAGAAUGUUUCAGCACAGAAAGAUGGAGAAAAAUCUAGAGUGAAAGUCAAGGUUCGAGUUAACAUGCAUGGCAUUUUCACUGUGUCCACCGCGUCCAUGGUAGAGAAAGUCCCCACCGAGGAGGGUGACGUGUCCUCUGUGGACGGAGACGUGGAAUGUCCCAGCAGACCACCGGACAGCUCAGAUGCUGAAAAAAAUAUCCAGCAAGACAACAGUGAAGCUGGAACACAGCCCCAGGUACAAACUGAUGGUCAACAAACCUCACAGUCUCCCCCUUCACCUGAACUUACCUCAGAAGAAAACAAAACCCCAGAUGCUGACAAAGCAAAUGAAAAGAAGGUUGACCAGCCUCCAGAAGCUAAAAAACCUAAAAUAAAAGUGGUAAAUGUUGAGCUACCUAUUGAAGCCAACUUGGUCUGGCAGUUAGGAAAAGACCUUCUUAACAUGUAUAUUGAGACAGAGGGGAAGAUGAUAAUGCAAGAUAAGCUGGAAAAAGAAAGAAAUGAUGCUAAGAACGCAGUGGAGGAGUGUGUAUAUGAGUUCAGGGAGAAGCUGUGUGGGCCGUAUGAGAAAUUCAUAAGUGAGCAGGAACAUCAAAAGUUUUUGAGACUGCUCACCGAGACUGAGGACUGGCUCUAUGAAGAAGGAGAGGACCAAGCUAAGCAAGCGUAUGUUGACAAGUUGGAAGAGUUAAUGAAAAUGGGCACUCCAGUUAAAGUCCGAUUUCAAGAAGCUGAGGAAAGGCCCAAAAUGCUUGAAGAACUGGGACACAGGCUGCAGCACUACGCCAAGAUCGCGGCGGACUUCAGAAACAAGGAUGAGAAGUACAGCCACAUCGAUGAGUCUGAAAUGAAAAAGGUUGAGAAAUGUGUUAAUGAGGCAAUGGAGUGGAUGAAUAAUGUCAUGAACGCCCAGGCUAAGAAGAGUCUUGACCAGGACCCCGUCGUACGGGCUCAGGAAAUCAAAGCAAAGAUUAAGGAAUUAAACAAUGUGUGUGAACCUGUCGUAACACAACCCAAACCAAAAAUCGAAUCACCUAAACUGGAGAGAACUCCAAAUGGCCCAAAUGUUGACAAAAAGGAAGAUGAUCUAGAAGGCAAAAAUAAUUGUGGUGCUGAGCCUCCGCAUCAGAACGGAGAGUGCUACCCCGAAGAGAAGAGCUCUGUAACUAUGGACUUGGACUAGGUGGCGGGGCACACAUUCCUCCAGCUAACGAAGCAGUUUUGCCAUAGUAUGUGGUUCUACAUAACAGACUGAGACUAUUUAUAUUUUCUUUUUUAAGAAUGUCUAGAAAUUUUGUGUAUUAUAUGGAUAAAGAAAAAAGCUUAAGUCUGUAGUCUUUAUGAUCCUAAAAGGGAAAAUUGCCUUGGUAACUUUGAGAUUCCUGUGGAAUUGUGAAUCCAUACCGAGCUUCUGUGCAGUAUUUCCAUUUGUAUCACUGAGGAUGGGUGACUUGUCUCUGAGGAAACACACUGUACUGCCUGUUCAAGAGGGCCGACGAGAUCCAAGCAUCUGCUCUUGCCAAGGUCGUUUUCUUGCAUUUUGCUCUCCAUUUCAGCAUGUGUGGAUGUUUAUAAACAAGACAAAGUCUGACUCAUAAGGGCUUUCAAAAAUUAAUUCUAAUAGACUGAUUUUGCUUUCAUAUUAGUACAAAUUCAGUGAAUAAAACAAAAGCUUAGUGAAAUGUGUUAGCAGCAUGCAAAACAAAACUUAAAAAGUCCUAUCUCACCGUACAGUACGUUGUUGUGUGAAGGUGUGAAAUGAAGACUCUGAUACUGUUGUAAACUGAUUGUGAAACUCUAUGAGCUUUAGAAUAAAGUUCAUCCUCUGGAGUAAUUUCUAAA